This is a messenger RNA of Lynx canadensis (Canada lynx), 1059 nucleotides long. It is a transcript of the gene GPR139, whose product is annotated as G protein-coupled receptor 139. Gene Ontology annotation, molecular function: neuropeptide receptor activity. Lineage: Eukaryota; Metazoa; Chordata; Mammalia; Carnivora; Felidae. Gene Ontology annotation, biological process: G protein-coupled receptor signaling pathway. The transcript is spliced from 2 exons. Gene Ontology annotation, cellular component: membrane. The coding region runs from base 1 to 1059 and encodes 352 amino acids. The record is from RefSeq and is a predicted model, not a curated record.
AUGGAGCACACGCACGCCCACCUCGUAGCCAACAGCUCGUUGUCCUGGUCCCCCGGCUCGACCUGCGGCUUGGGCUUCGUGCCCGUGGUUUAUUACAGCCUCUUGCUGUGCCUCGGUUUACCAGCCAAUAUCCUGACAGUGAUCAUUCUCUCUCAGCUGGUAGCUAGAAGGCAGAAGUCCUCCUACAACUAUCUCUUGGCACUUGCUGCUGCUGACAUCUUGGUCCUCUUUUUCAUUGUGUUUGUGGACUUCCUGUUGGAAGACUUCAUCUUGAACAUGCAGAUGCCUCAGGUGCCCAAUAAGAUCAUAGAAGUGCUGGAAUUUUCAUCCAUCCACACUUCUAUUUGGAUUACUGUUCCAUUAACCAUUGAUCGGUAUAUCGCAGUCUGCCACCCACUCAAGUACCACACGGUCUCCUACCCAGCCCGCACCCGGAAAGUCAUUGUAAGUGUUUACAUCACCUGCUUCCUGACCAGCAUCCCCUACUACUGGUGGCCCAACAUCUGGACUGAAGACUACAUCAGCACCUCCAUGCAUCACGUCCUUAUCUGGAUUCACUGCUUCACCGUGUACUUGGUGCCCUGCUCCAUUUUCUUCAUCUUGAACUCAAUCAUUGUGUACAAGCUCAGGAGGAAAAGCAAUUUUCGCCUCCGUGGCUAUUCCACAGGGAAAACUACUGCCAUCUUGUUCACCAUUACCUCCAUCUUUGCCACACUCUGGGCCCCCCGCAUCGUCAUGAUUCUCUACCACCUCUAUGGGGCACCUAUCCAAAACCGCUGGCUGGUGCACAUCAUGUCCGACAUUGCCAACAUGCUGGCCCUUCUGAACACAGCCAUCAACUUCUUCCUCUACUGCUUCAUCAGCAAGAGGUUCCGCACUAUGGCAGCCGCCACGCUCAAGGCCUUCUUCAAGUGCCAAAAGCAACCUGUACAGUUCUACACCAACCAUAACUUUUCCAUAACAAGUAGCCCCUGGAUCUCACCAGCCAACUCACACUGUAUCAAGAUGCUGGUGUACCAGUAUGACAAAAAUGGAAAACCUAUAAAAGUAUCCCCAUGA